AUGAUUCACUUCUCAGGAAUGAUUUCAACGGCGAACUCGACGUUUGAAUGGGAGCUCGAGAGGAUAGUUCUCAGUCGACCAUGGACUGAACAGGAAGACGAGUCAACUACAGAUGUGGCGCCCGUUAAACCCCAGCUGGAAAUUGUAACAUGUGCAAGGGGCGGCAUAGAAUUCAAGGUCGAGUUGUUGCCGGAAAACGCCGUCGUGUUCUCCUUAUAUUUCAACCUCCACCUAGUCGCGUUUAUGGCUAUACGGAGUCCUUUAAAGCUCAUCGCGACUCCCAGGAUUCAUAUAUUGGAACCGUCUUUCCUCGAAAUUCGUACCAACGGCAACAAUAUGAAUACAGUCUCCCCAACUGCGAUUACAACCCUGCGACCCCAGUUCAUCAAUGACUUACCCGUGGAAUUACUCUAUGAAAUAUUCCUUUGGGCUAUACAGGAUGAUUCUGCCGUCGACACGCGCGUCAUCCAGUCUCCGUGGACUCUCAGUCAUGUUUGUCGUCGGUGGAGGCACAUUGCGAUUUCCUUCCCAUGUCUAUGGUCGACUAUACACGUAGGGUCGACGCGACAGUCGCUGCAUAAUUCUUUCUCUAUGAAUAAUAUCGAGGGACUCGGUACCGUGCUCCGGCGGUCUGGAACCACAGCCCUAAUGCUCAGGGUGGAGUUUACAGACCGUAAACUCCCAGCUGGUCAUUCACACAUACGCGACUUGCUGAAAUCUCUAGCGUCGGUAUCACGUCGCUGGAAAUCCAUUAAAAUGAAAGCCUCCAUUUCUAUAUUCCACGAACUCUUCGAACGCGUCAUUCUUGGGGCGCUUCCCCUCCUUCAGUCAAUUCAUUUCGAAGUGACUCCCAACUGCUACUGGGGCGCUACUCCCAUGGCAGCUAGUCUCACUGCUACCCUUGAAAUGGCGCCGAACCUUCGUUCCGUGACCCUUCUCCCAUUCAUCCCAAUCCGUUUACCUCUAUCCAGGCUAAAAGAGCUUACCACGAAAGACCUGACCCAGAACGAAUUGUCGUCGAUUAUUCAGGAACUCCCCCACCUCGAAAUCCUGAAUUUCGUUGGACUGAGAGCCUGGCAUGCCAUCGGGUGGACACCCCCACUUCAUGUCCAUAGCUCUUUGCACAAAAUCGAGAUUGAGGGUAUACAAGAACUCUCCCAUUUCACUCUUCCUGCGCUUACACAUCUCCGCCUCCUGAAGCCCUUCUGUUCAUCACCACAAAGUCGAGACUGGAGGACCAACUUCUCGUUGGACAUACUCAAGCGAUUUCUCCUUCGUUCGGGGUGCUCUAUCCGUCAUCUCCAUCUUUCUAUUCAUGAAGUUGGGCCGGAUGUGACCGGUAUCCUAUCGCUCCUCGUCGAUGCCACGGGUCUUCGGGUUGAUGUUGGGAACCAUUCUGUAUACGGGGAUCUCCUAAAGAUGCUCCGAAGCAGAGAGGCGUUGCUACUUCCGAAACUAGACACUCUCGAGUUUUUCGGAGUAGAGAUGUCGGAGCGGCAUUUGGAGACCAUUCUGGCGCUUGUCCAGUACCGACGGAACCACCCAGUUUUGCAACGAAUAAAGAGCGUAGUUGUCGAGAAGUCGUCGUUCGUGAAUGGCCAAAGCCGUCUUGAUAAGACCAUUGGGCAGCUACGAGAAGUAGAAGAUGAUGAUUUUAAGCUAGUACGUGACAAGGCUCUUCAGAGAUGA
Guyanagaster necrorhizus is the source of this 1689-nucleotide messenger RNA. RefSeq lists its product as uncharacterized. Gene Ontology annotation, molecular function: protein binding. The transcript has 4 exons. The record is from RefSeq and is a predicted model, not a curated record. The coding region runs from base 1 to 1689 and encodes 562 amino acids. Lineage: Eukaryota; Fungi; Basidiomycota; Agaricomycetes; Agaricales; Physalacriaceae.